AUGGCCCGAGUAAGACAAUUCCGCAUUCCCCAGUUCGAAAGCGCAGAGCGCAAGGGCCGUGACGCUGUGUUCGGUGCAGACUACGUCAGCGCAGUAACCGAGGAGGUCAACAAGCUGGGAUGUUCCAAGGUGUACCUCGUCGCGUCGACGAGCUUGAACGCGCAGACGGAUGCGGUCAAGAGACUGGAGGAGGCGCUUGGCAACAAACUGUGCGGAAAGAAGAUCGGUGUGAAGAGCCACACGCCGUACGACGAGGUGCUCCAGAUCGCGAAGGAGACGAAGGAGAAGGGCGCCGACAUGAUCGUGACGCUAGGAAGCAGCUCGUACAGUGAUGCGGGGAAGGCCGCCCUAUCUCUCAACGCUGGACAUGCAGACGACAAAACAGGCUGGGCAAUGAGCUCGCCGGCGACCGUCAAAGAACCGACUCUCAAGCUCAUAUGCGUGCCUGCCUCUCUUUCGGCGGCGGAGUGGAACGAAAUCAGCGGCUGUACGAACCCGAUCACUCGCAAGAAACAGCACUUCUCCCACCCCGCCGGUGCACCGAACCUCAUUGUGCUCGACCCGCAGCUCGCGCUCACGACCCCACUGCACCUCUGGCUUAGCACGGGCGUACGUGCGGUGGACCACUGCGUCGAGACGCUCUGCACGGACAGAAGCAGCGCCGAGGUCAAGGACGCCGCGGAGGAGGGCUUGAGGGCUCUCACGGAGGGGCUGUUGAAGUGUAAGGAGGACGAGAAAGAUGUCGCCGCGCGUGCUGAAUGCCAGAUCGGCUCGUGGAAGGCGGCGCGGAAUAUCCUAUCCAAAGUCCCACUGGGUGCGUCGCACGCGAUAACGCAUCAGCUGGGCGCAUUUUGCGGUAUACCACACGGCAUAACCUCCUGCAUCAUGCUCUCUCCGGUGCUGAAGUACAACGCGGCGCACUCUCCGUGGAACGCACAGCUGCAAAAGCGGGUCUCAGCGAUCUUCUGGUCCGCUAUACCGGACACCUUUGUCCGGGCAGGAUUGGAAGAAGCUCAGGCUGACGCCGGAGACCUCGUAAAGGCCUUCGUGCAGGCUCUGCAGUUCCCGACGACAUUGACGGAGGUGGGUGUCGGCGAAGAUGUAUGGGACAACGUUGCAAAGGCGUCCCUGGAAGAUGCGUGGGGAAAGACGAACCCUGUGCCGCUUGAAAGUGUUGAGCAGGUGAAGGAGAUCCUCGCGAUGGCCAAAUGA
Messenger RNA from Fomitopsis serialis, 1212 nucleotides. Its product is annotated as putative Fe-containing alcohol dehydrogenase. The transcript has 3 exons. Gene Ontology annotation, molecular function: alcohol dehydrogenase (NAD+) activity; metal ion binding. NCBI's taxonomy places the organism in Eukaryota, Fungi, Basidiomycota, Agaricomycetes, Polyporales, Fomitopsidaceae. Gene Ontology annotation, cellular component: mitochondrion. The record is from RefSeq and is a predicted model, not a curated record. The coding region runs from base 1 to 1212 and encodes 403 amino acids.